Messenger RNA from Arachis ipaensis, 2072 nucleotides. Its product is annotated as CBL-interacting serine/threonine-protein kinase 5. Gene Ontology annotation, biological process: signal transduction; protein phosphorylation. Lineage: Eukaryota; Viridiplantae; Streptophyta; Magnoliopsida; Fabales; Fabaceae. The record is from RefSeq and is a predicted model, not a curated record. Gene Ontology annotation, molecular function: protein serine/threonine kinase activity; ATP binding.
AACCGCGUCCUCCAAACCGUUCUAGAGAAACACACAAAGCCCAAUCCCAAUCCCAAUCCCAAUCUCAAUAUAUUCCCCCUCACUCCAUUAAUAAAUUCCAUCACAACACAAACUUCUUCAACUUUCACUCAACCUAACCCAAAAACCACACCCUUAUUUUUUCUCUUCUUUUCUUCUUUCUCUCUUAUAAAAUACACACCGGAGUUCCAAUCUGGUGUAUCACCUAUGCACCAUGAAGAUCUUCAACCCUUCUGAAUCCUUUCUCCGAAACGUUGUGUGUCCCUCGGACACUAUAUUCCUCAAAGGAAUGAACCUCUCCAAUCUUCACCACUCCACAUUCUCCCUCCUCUCUUGGCCAUACAAUUAGCCUUCACAACCACUAAUCUUACUAACUUUCUUUCUUUUCCUUUUCUCUCUCUGGAAUCUUCCUCCCAUGGAUCUGAAAAACGAGAUGGAGAUCAAGUUGUCGAACAGCGCUAGGACGGUGAUAUUCGAGAAGUACGAGAUGGGACGCGUGUUAGGUCAGGGGAAUUUUGCGAAGGUAUACUACGGUAGGAACCUAGCGACGAAUGAAAGUGUGGCGAUUAAGGUGAUAAAGAAGGAUAAGCUGAAGAAGGAGAGGCUGAUAGAGCAGAUUAAGAGAGAGGUUUCGGUUAUGAGGCUGGUGAGGCAUCCGAACAUAGUGGAGCUGAAGGAAGUCAUGGCCACGAAGGGGAAGAUAUUCUUGGUUAUGGAGUAUGUUAAGGGAGGGGAAUUGUUCAAGAAAGUGGAGAAAGGGAAGCUCAAGGAAGAUGUAGCUAGAAAGUAUUUUCAGCAGUUGAUCUCGGCCGUUGAUUUCUGCCAUAGCCGCGGCGUCACUCACAGAGAUCUCAAGCCGGAGAAUCUGCUUCUUGAUGAGAAUGAAGAGCUUAAGGUCUCCGAUUUUGGCCUCUCUGCUUUGCCGGAACAACGCCGUGCAGAUGGUAUGCUGAUAACACCGUGUGGAACACCUGCAUAUGUGGCACCAGAAGUGUUGAAGAAGAAAGGGUAUGAUGGAUCCAAAGCAGAUAUAUGGUCUUGUGGAGUGAUUCUUUAUGCUCUGGUUUGUGGCUAUCUACCCUUCCAAGGCGAAAACGUGAUGAGAAUCUACAGAAAAGCCUUCAAGGCUCAAUAUGAAUUCCCUGAUUGGGUUCCGGAAGGAGCAAAGAACUUGAUCUCAAACCUCCUUGUAGCUGAUCCUGAAAAGAGGUUCUCAAUUGCAGAUAUCAUGAAGGAUCCUUGGUUCCAAAUCGGCUUCAUGCGCCCGAUUGCAUUCUCCUUUAAGGAGUCUGCCAUCGAGGACAAUGUGGAUGACUUCGAUGAGGAUGAUAGUGAUAAUAAUAACAAUCAAGAGUUUAACAAGGAUGAUUUGAAGCAGAGUAGUUCUGCUAAGCCUGCGCGGCCGUUUUACAAUGCUUUCGAGAUAAUUUCCUCGCUGUCGCACGGUUUUGAUCUGAGGAGUUUGUUUGAGACAAGGAAGAGGUCACCUUCAGUGUUUAUAUCGAAGCUUUCGGCUCAAGCAGUGGUGGGGAAGCUAGAGGCUAUGGCGAAGAAAUUGAAUUUCAGAGUGGCAGGGAAGAAGAAGAAGGAGUUUGUUGUGAGGAUGGAAGGGGAGAGGGAAGGGAGGAAAGGGAGGCUGGCCAUGACGGUGGAAGUGUUCGAGGUGGCGCCGGAGGUGGCGGUGGUGGAGUUCUCGAAGUCUUCUGGGGAUACCUUGGAGUAUAUCAAAUUCUGUGAGGAAGAAGUUAGGCCUUCAUUGAAUGACAUUGUUUGGAGUUGGCAGGGAGAUGGUAACAACUAAUAAUACUAGUCAUGCCUUUGGGAUUAUUUUGCCUAUGUUCUUCUUCCUUUUACAGUUUGUUGCAGCUAUAAUAAUAUAGUUUGAUUUGCAUAUUAAGUAAAAGAAAAGGAAGAUACUAGGAAAAAAAUAAUGCUGUAUUUUGAUUUAAGUUACAGGAUUUCAUUUCAUUUGUGUAAAAAAUUUGAGUUUAGUUUCUGAUGAUGUUUGAAGUUAAUACUGAAAAGUCAUCCCCAACAUAUAGCUUUGUUCUUCA